Hypoxylon trugodes is the source of this 7677-nucleotide messenger RNA. RefSeq lists its product as uncharacterized. Gene Ontology annotation, biological process: secondary metabolite biosynthetic process; fatty acid biosynthetic process. The coding region runs from base 1 to 7677 and encodes 2558 amino acids. Gene Ontology annotation, molecular function: fatty acid synthase activity; 3-oxoacyl-[acyl-carrier-protein] synthase activity; phosphopantetheine binding. The record is from RefSeq and is a predicted model, not a curated record. The transcript is spliced from 5 exons. Lineage: Eukaryota; Fungi; Ascomycota; Sordariomycetes; Xylariales; Hypoxylaceae.
AUGCAUACGAACGCCACAAAAUCGGCUCAAAAUGUUCUGCUACUAUUUGGACCUCAAAUCCCACGGCUUGUUUCGGGUCGUCUCAAGGAUCUUCGCGGGACAAUCCUUGGGGAUCUAAGACUCGGGUUUCUCAUCCGAAUUGUGCGUGAACUACCUGCGUUAUGGGCUGCCACAAUUCGCCCUGGCUGUCCCGACUUUGCGUCACUCACUAGAGCCGAGAAUCAGCUGCAAGAACUCGUGGCGUUUUUUGAGGGCGAGACCGAGGAGAUGUCCGGGUUGACACCACCUUACAAUAUACUUCUUGCCCCCUUGACGGUUAUUACUCACAUUGCCGAAUAUGUACACUUCAACUAUCAGGGUUCGGCUCAGGGGUUCUGCAUUGGAUUCCUUGCGGCUGCUGCCGUGGCAUGUGCGCGGAAUGGGCCCGAGCUCGAGAAAUGGGCAAGUACUGCUAUUCGGUUGGCUGUCUGCAUUGGAGCUACUAUCGACUUAGACGAGCAAGAACGAUCAAAUGGAGGGGAUAGUAAUUUAUCCUCUUGUAACUCUACUUGGUCGAUUCGCUGGGUGUCGAAUGCGGAAAAGGAGCGUUUCGAAAAGGUGUUGAGUUUUUUCCCCGAGGCAUACGUGUCGUGCGUGACAGAUGUGGAUAGAAUAACGCUCACAAUACCAGAUGGUGACUUUGCGAACUUCUCCAAGAAAUUGGCAGAAGGGGGACUGUCUGUUCAGCCAGUUGGGAUAUUUGGACAGUAUCAUAGGACUACACCGGAUAGAGAAACAACGGUGGAACAGCUGAAGUCACUGUGUCACCAUAAUAAGGACUUUCAGUUUCUGAUAUCUGAGCAAUUGACCUUGCCGCUAAGGUCAACCUCAAAUACCGAAAUUAUCACGCAAGGGCUGAUCCAUGAUAUUGCUUUAGAGAGUACUUUACUGGAUCUUUGCAGGUGGCAUGGGACAGUUCAAGCAGAAUUGAACACAUGGGAUGAUCGACCGGUAAAUGUAAUUGCUGUUGGCAAUACUCCAGGGACCAUCCCGCAAUCCCUCAGAGGAUUAGUUGUUGAGGCUGAUGAAUGCUUGGCUGUGAACGACCAGGCCCCGUCGCUGUUGAACGCAACCCCACCUUAUACUGGUAUGAACAGCAACUGGACAACAGGGCAGGUAACACCACAUAGUACUAUCCCCCCCGGAGUGGUGGGGACAACCCAGCCAGUAGCUGUGAUUGGAAUGGCAUGUCGAUACGCCCAAUCGGAUUCCUUGGAACAGUUUUGGUCUUUUAUCAACUCUGGCAAAAAUGCAACUACCCCUGUGCCUGGAAAUCGAUUUAAAUCUGAAGAAUUGUGGCGUACACCAAAGGGACCCUUCUGGGGCAAUUUUCUGCAAGAUGUUGACGCCUUUGACCACAGAUUCUUCGGUAUGUCUGCCCGCGAGGCGGCAUCCAUGGACCCGCAACAGAGAGUCUUGCUCCAGGUGGCAUAUGAGGCUAUGGAAUCGGCCGGAUACGCGGAUGGUGUUGAGUUGCCGAACCGUCCGGUGGGCUGUUAUGUAGGUGCGGGCUAUGUCGAGUAUGAGGAUAAUGUCGCAUCAGAUAACGCAACCGCCUUCUCCGCAACUGGAACCAUACGAGCCUUCAUCAGCGGUAAAAUCAGCCACUACUUCGGUUGGACGGGCCCCUCGGUUGUGUUUGAUACAGCGUGCUCUUCCUCGGCCGUUGCCAUCCACCAUGCUUGCAAGGCCCUUCAGGUCAACGAUUGCUCGGUCGCCAUCGCAGGUGGUGUCAACGUCAUCACAAGUCCUAUUUUCUACCAGAAUCUAGCCGCCGCCUCCUUCCUCAGCACGACCGGAGCGUCGAAAGCGUUCGAUGCUCAAGCAAAUGGAUAUUGCCGUGGUGAGGGUGCCGGCAUACUUGUCCUUAAGCCACUCGCUCAGGCUAUAGCUGAUAAUGACCGUAUCCUUGGUACUAUCGUGGGGUCUGCGGUUAAUCAAAACACAAGUUGUAGCCCGAUUACCGUGCCAGAUUCGCAGUCGCAGAGCGAGUUGUACCUUCGGGCCCUUGCUGGUGGCGGAAUAUCGCCUUCAGAAGUAUCAUAUGUCGAAGCUCACGGGACUGGAACCCCUGUGGGUGAUCCCAUAGAAUGUGCCAGUAUUCGUAAUGCAUUCGGCGACCCCCAUCGUACACAGGAAUUAAUAAUCGGAUCUGUCAAAGACGUCAUAGGUCAUACCGAAGCAGCAUCAGGCGCGGCGGGAGUGAUUAAGGCACUGCUCAUGAUGCAACAUGGGAUAAUCCCCAAGCAGCCCAAUUUUACUCAACUCAACCCGAAGAUUCCCGCAUUAGAACCCGACAAAUUAGCUAUUGCUUCCCAGGUUCGCUCCUGGCACACGACUACGAGGCGGACGGCGUUGAUUAAUAAUUACGGCGCGGCUGGAAGCAAUGCCGCUAUUGUGGUCCGGGAAUAUCGCCCUGGCUUGGCGGCGCAAGAUGCCAUCGAUACGGUAUCGCAUAAUAAUCCAAUAGAGUAUCCAAUCUUCCUAUCCGCCAAAACAGCGGAGAGUCUACGUGCAUAUGGGACUGCAUUGAAGUCAUUCUUGGACCGGAAUCCCUCAAUCGCGCUGGGUGACGUAGCUUACAACUUAGCAUGCAAGCAAAAUCGAAGCUUUGAAUACACAUCGAGUUGGACGACAACAAAUCUCCCCAGCCUGCGCCAAGAGUUGGAAGCUAUAGUGUCUGGAGCGCGCCCCUUGUUGCAGCGAAGUACUAAGAAGAAGACGGAUACGUCCCCGUGGCCAACACCGGUGGUGCUCUGCUUUAGCGGUCAGGCGGGGCGGAGUAUCUGUGUCUCACGGGAACUUGUCCAAAGUUCAACCCUACUGCGAACGCAUCUUGAGAGCUGUGAUGAAGCCGGGCGUGCGCUUGGACUGCCAUCAUUCUUCCCGAGGAUUUUUGACCUGACCCCAGUGGAAGACUUGGCUCUGUUACACGUCAUGUUAUUCUCAUUACAGUAUGCAAGCGCUAGAGCUUGGAUAGACGCGGGGCUGCGGGUGAGCACUCUGGUAGGCCAUAGUUUUGGCCAGCUAACGGCUUUGUGUGUAGCCGGUAGUCUGGAUCUGGCCGAUGGAAUUCGUCUAAUCGCGGGUCGUGCUCAAUUGAUGCAGGAACACUGGGGUGUAGAUCCAGGAGUGAUGUUGGCGGUUGAAGGGGACAAAGACAACCUUGAAAGCCUGCUUAAAACAGUCCAUGAAAUAGGGGCUGUCGAUAUCGCCUGUUUCAAUGGCCCGCGCAACAUCGUCCUUGCAGGUGAAGUGGUGGCUAUGGAUGCCGUUGAACGUAUCUGCCGAGAAUCACCAAAUCUAAAGAUAAUCCGUUUGGCUAAUAGUCACGCGUACCACUCCCGUUUGGCGGAUUCGAUUCUAGACAACCUCCGAGACUUGGCCGGAACCAUCACUUGGCGGAAGCCCUCUAUCCCAGUCGAAACGUGCAGUCCUGGCCAGAGUUGGACUGGUAUUGAUGCGAACAGAAUUGCGGAACAUACACGUCAACCCGUAUAUUUCGGUGAGGCAGUUCAACGAAUUGCUGCCAGAAACCAAUCAUGUGUUUGGUUAGAAGCAGGGUCGGCAUCUCCUAUUAUCAGCAUGGUACGCCGUGCUCUACCAGCCACACGAGGUAGCGAUAAUGAUGUUCUGCUGCCAAUAGAACUGGGCCGUAACAACCCUUGGAGCAGUCUCGCUAAAGCCUCAUCAAGUUUAUGGUCCGCUGGUUCGAACGCGGAUUUCUGGGCGUUUAAUGGAUCGGAAGGCGAUCGGUACCGAUGGUUGGAUCUGCCUCCUUACCAAUUUGCCAAAACAAGGCAUUGGAUACAGUAUCAACCUCAUCGGCCGCAAGCCGCUAUCGAGACUCCAGUCCCUAGCGCAGGCCCACCGGAAUUACUACAGCAGCUCGGGGACGGGGAUGGGGAAUAUUUGUUCGCUGUGGACCCUUCGCAUGAAGUUUUCGAAUUGAGUGUUAAAGGUCAUGCUGUCGUGGGGCAAACAUUAUGUCCGGCCGGCCUGUAUUUUGAAUUAGCCAUUCGAGCGGCCCAAUCCCUCCAAAAUGCUAAAGAAAAGGGCAGACACAAAGCGCCCUGGAUUGAGAAUAUGCGCAUUAUAUCACCCUUGGGAUUAAAGCCCAACGGAACUCUCCGUGUUAGCUUGAAACAGGGUGCUUCUCAAGACGGUAACGUCUCAAAAUGGAGUUUCUCGUUCUUCUCCUUUUCUGAUAUCUGUUCCCGAGCGCUACCUCCUUCACAGCGCACAGUUCAUGCUCAGGGAGUAGUAACGCUCCUCGAAGUGGACGCAGCAAACUCUCGGCUCAAAUUCGUCCAGCGACUUCUAGGGAGAUCAAGGUACGACCAAAUUGCCUCAUCACCUAGUGCAAGUCGACUAGCUGGGGAUGUGCUCUAUAAGAUUUUUUCCCGUGUUGUCAACUACGCACCAUAUUACAAAGGAGUUCGCAACACUAUUGCCUGGGAUGGAGAAGUGGUAGGCGACGUGGUUAUGCCACUCGGCAAAGAAGCAGAGCUUCUAGGAACUACCGUGUCUAACCCCUUAGCUAUCGAUAAUUUCCUGCAAGUCGCAGGUAUCCACGUGAACUGCUUGCUUGAUAAGAGUAACGACGACAAUGUAUCCGUAUGCAACGCUAUUGGCGAGGUUAUCUGGGGCGAUGGUUUCUUACAGGCCGAUUCCGAUAAUAGGGUCGGAGCCGCAGGGCCUCUCACGACAAGGACAUGGCGGAUAUACUCAAACCUAGAGCCAAAAGGCAAAAAUACCCUCGUAAACGAUGUGUUCGUGCUGGAUGCCAAGACCAACGAAGUCGUGGUGGCUCUGCUAGACGCAGAAUUCACCGAAGUGCCCCUUGUUUCGUUGCGAAGGGUUUUAUCCAAGUUGAACCAGAACACGAUAACCACCGUAUCAUCCGAAACUCCUCAUCUCCCAACCGCGCUAGUCCGCAAUUUUGCGACCGAGGAAUCGCCAGCUGUGGAAAGCUCCCAUAACGAACGGGCGCGAUUUGACGAACAAAAUGGUACGGACCCAUUGCCAACAUCUCAGCCUAAGCUUCCGACUCUUAUCGCUACCUCGGGCGUCGAUGAUUCCGUUCGAAAGAUGUUGAGCGAGAUAUUCGGAAUGAGCGCGGAUGAGGUGAGACCGGAUUCGGACUUGGCAGAAUUAGGGAUGGAUUCGUUGAUGAUCACCGAGAUAUCCGGCGAGAUCCGAAAGCGAUUCAGUGUGAAUUUAUCUAUCGAUGACCUUCAAAAUUUGACUGAUGUCCAAUCUCUCGCUCAGCUUCUAGGGGGUGGUGUGCAGGCACCAGCGCCAGAGCCCAUGCCCACAUCAACCGAAGAACGUACGACGCAGGACAGGUUAGCAGGCCUCGAAGGAAUACCCAACGGAAUACUUAACGGCGGCGGGGAGACAAUUGAAGAACGCGAGGUCGAUGGCGGCGUUGCAGUCCUUGGUAGCGACUGGCUUUCGAUAAACCGAAACACGUUUGACAAAGAGGUGGAGAACAGCGGUUUCGGUCGUUUUCGUGAAAUCGUCUACCCGCUCCAAGCACAGUUAGUAACCGCAUAUGUCAUCGAAGCAUUCGCGGCGUUAGGCAGCAACAUACGAGUCUUAGCUGCUGGAGAGAUUCUGCCGAAGCUCAAUUAUCUUCCCAAACAUGAGAAACUGGUUGUGCAAAUGUUCAAAAUCCUAGAAGACGCGCGAUUGAUUGCGGGGAGCGGCCUAGCUACCAAGCGAACGGACCACCCAGCGCCUAAGGCAUCAGCCCAAGCGUUACACGACGCCAUCGUGCAAAAAUUUCCCCACCAUGCCGGAGAACACCAGCUUUUACGCACAACAGGUGCACAGCUAGCCGAAUGCCUCACGGGUCGAGCGGAUCCCCUAGCCUUGAUGUUCGGGGAUUCCAAGGCGAGGCAGCUGAUGGAAGAUGUGUACACUAAUGGUCCGAUGUUUCGAGCCGCUACCUCAUUUCUCGCGCACUUUUUAGUCGAUGUGUGUGGGCGCUUCCAAGGCAAGCGGGAAAUUCGUAUUUUAGAACUCGGCGCCGGUACUGGUGGAACAACCAAGCAUCUCAUUCAGAAACUCGAGAAAGGCGCGACAGGCCAAAGGAUCGUCUACACCUUUUCCGACGUCUCGAAAUCCCUCGUAGCUGCAGCUAAAAGAAAGUUCACUAGUUAUCCGUUUGUAGAAUAUGCUGUCGUGGAUAUUGAAAAGGACCCGACCUCGGACCUCCGAGGCAAGUAUGAUAUAAUUAUAUCGACUAAUUGUAUCCACGCAACCGCGAGCCUUGUUCGAUCAUGCACUAAUAUCAGGCAUAUGCUACGGGAGGAUGGGAUGGUCUGUCUCGUUGAGCAUACGCAGAAUCUGUACUGGUUUGACUUGGUCUGGGGAUUGGUGGAAGGAUGGUGGGCCUUCGAUGAUGGCCGCACUCACGCCCUCGCUUCUGAAAUGCGGUGGAAGAAGGACCUGUUAGCGUCGGGUUUCCAAUGGGUCGACUGGUCAGAUGGUAUUAGCGAUGAAGCGAAGAUAUUGCGUGUCAUAGUGGCAUCACCGUCGCCCCAAAAGUCGACACCAACGGUGAACAACUCAGAGCAAGAGAUGGGUAGAGCUCUCGAGGUGGAGGAGACUGUAGUUUUCAAGCACGCGGGCCCUUUGCCAUUGUAUGCCGACAUUUACUACCCGUCUAACCUUCAAACCUGCAAUCAAGCACGGGCCGUUGCUCUAAUGAUACACGGCGGUGGCCAUGUGAUGCUAUCUCGUAAGGACAUACGCCCCAAGCAAACACAGAUCCUAUUAGACGCUGGCUUUGUGCCUGUUAGUGUAGACUAUCGCCUUUGUCCAGAGACCAACCUACUAGAGGGCCCUAUAACAGAUGUCAAGGAUGCUCUUAGCUGGGCUCGCAAUACUCUACCAUCCCUCUCUAGGAAGCGUCCCGACGUGCACAUAGAUGGCAGCCGUGUAGUCGCCGUCGGCUGGUCAACGGGAGGUACCCUGGCGCUCAGCUUAGGCUGGACUGCCCCUUCAGCAGGUCUACAGCCACCACAGGCUAUCCUCGCAUUCUACUGCCCAACUGAUUAUGAGGACGAAUGUUGGUCUCGGGUGAACAAACCCUAUGGCGACGCAGCACUCGCGAUAGAAACAUAUGAUUUAUGGGAAGGAGUUUUUGAUUCACCCAUAACAUCAUAUAACCCGCCGGCCGGAGCAAAGGCAGCCGGUGGCUGGAUGGCCAAGGAUGACGCGCGCUCGCGUAUUAUUUUACAUAUGAAUUGGUACGGUCAAACUGUUCCAGUUUUGGUCCAUGGUUUGAAGAAGGACAACCAGAAUGGUGUACAAUACGGGAUGCCUUCGCUACCAACUCCCACACCUGCGCAGGUACAGGCUAUAAGUCCAUUAGCACAGAUCAAACGGGGUGCUUACCGCACACCAACAUUCCUAAUACACCCGUUUGAGGACGACUUGAUACCCUGGCGACAGACCCAACGCACGGCAGAAGAAUUGCGUCACAGAGGUGUGGAGGGAGAUCUACGGCUUGUGGGAAACGCUCCUCAUUUAUUCGAUAUAUAUCGAGGCUAUGAAAUGAACCUGGAGGCUUUCAAAGCUAUUAAAGAAGGAUACAACUUUUUGUCGAGAUAUACCAAUAGUAUCUGA